GCACACCGUAUACGCCGCCGCCGCCGGAAACGCACUUGUUCUCUCGCGUAUUACAUUGAAACGUUCCACGCCACGCCGUGAACUCUGCGCUCUGUGUUCUGUGCCUGUGCCUGUGGUGUCGGAUCAGAUCAUGCCGAUGCCGUCGAACAAGCUGCGAAAACUGCCGGAAGUGUGACUGCGUACGUGUGUGGAAGAUGUGUGAAUAUUCGAAUACGCGCAACAAGAUGAGCAACCUGGUCGUCGUCCUCGUCCUGCUGACGAUGUACAUUGUGCUUUCGGCCCCAUUCGAAAUACCGGACCGGUACAAAAAGCCGGCUAAAAUGUUGCACGAAAUUUGUAUCGCCGAGUCGGGCGCCUCGGAGGAGCAGCUGCGCACCUGUCUCGAUGGAACCGUACCGACAGCUCCGGCCGCCAAGUGCUACAUCCACUGCCUGUUCGACAAGAUCGACGUGGUGGACGAGGCGACCGGGCGCAUCCUGCUCGACCGGCUGCUUUACAUCAUCCCGGACGACGUGAAGGCAGCGGUGGACCAUUUAACGCGCGAAUGUAGCCACAUCGUAACGCCGGAUAAGUGCGAAACCGCCUACGAGACGGUCAAAUGUUAUUUCAAUGCGCACGACGAGGUGAUCAAAUUCUGCCACCUACUGGUGCUGGAGUGAAUCGGCAGCACGUGACCAACGUUGCCAAUGUGUUUGUUUUACCUUUCUAUCUCACUUAAUGUACAGUUUCAGCAUUAGCGAUACGUUUGCAGCUCCAUGCUAGGGAAGGCAAUUUUGCUCUAGGUUUAACAGUAAAGGACAACCAACGCGUACAGGACCCAUGUGAUUUGUGUUAUUAAGCAAUGCAUUAAUCAGCUAUUAAUCAUUUCAUUAAACGACAAGAUGUUUGAGAAA
This is a messenger RNA of Anopheles coluzzii, 893 nucleotides long. It is a transcript of the gene Obp69a, whose product is annotated as general odorant-binding protein 69a. Lineage: Eukaryota; Metazoa; Arthropoda; Insecta; Diptera; Culicidae. The transcript is spliced from 3 exons. Gene Ontology annotation, molecular function: odorant binding. Bases 195 to 659 code for a protein of 154 amino acids. Gene Ontology annotation, biological process: sensory perception of smell. The record is from RefSeq and is a predicted model, not a curated record.